This is a messenger RNA of Lentinula edodes (shiitake mushroom), 1118 nucleotides long. RefSeq names its product carbohydrate esterase family 16 protein. Bases 46 to 1074 code for a protein of 342 amino acids. Lineage: Eukaryota; Fungi; Basidiomycota; Agaricomycetes; Agaricales; Omphalotaceae. Gene Ontology annotation, molecular function: hydrolase activity, acting on ester bonds. The record is from RefSeq and is a predicted model, not a curated record. The transcript has 8 exons.
CUUGGAGGUCUCCUUGUCCGUUAACAAUCUUCCGGUAUCACGACGAUGGCUUCGAAGCUGCUUCACCUUUUCCUCUCAGUCUACGCCUCUGGUUUGCUCCUCGGUAGUAGCUUCCACAGUGUAUACUCUGCUCCGGGGGGGUCUCAGCGUUUUACGCAUCCAGUUCCAGUAACAUUACGAACACGACAAGGCAGCGGUGAUAACGAUGGAAUCCAUCUCGCGGUCUCACCUCAGUGUGGCCCGUUGGAUGGCAAGACGACAAAUGUGAAUGCGGGGAUUGUACCUACCUCGAUCAAGACUAUUGUAUCUUUCGGAGACUCGUAUACGGAUGGAGGGGUUGACAAUGGGUCUGCGCUUCUCCCGCCUGUUCUGAUCCCGCCCAACGAUGAAGCGGGUGGACGCUCCACGAACGGACCUGUUUGGAUCGAAGGCGUAUCAGGAGACUGGGGUGCUCAUCUUAUGGAUUAUGCGCAAUGGGGCGCAUGCACGAAUCUGUCUUUGUGGCCAAGCAAUCCAAGGAAAGUUGAUUUCAUCGAUCAAAUGGCGACCUUCCUUGGCCAGUCAAACCAAUUGGACCCGGAUACAACGCUGUAUAGCAUUUUCUUUGGGAUCAAUGAUUACAUCGCUUCCCUCAUUGAUGGCGACCAAAUGCCUGAAGCCGCACAAACCAUUCUGAACGAAAUUCAGACCCUUUCCAGUCCGCCUACAAACGGAAAAUCCUUCCUUGUUGUUGAUGUCUAUGGACGUGGGAACACCUCUGCAUGGGGAGAAGCUUACAAGCAGCAAGUAUUUGAUGGUCUCAAGGCGUUCCAUGAGGGAAGUGCGAAGCUCAAUGUAGCUUAUGUUGAUAUGGCGGCGAUCUGGGAUGGAGUGCUUGGACCUAAUCCUGGGUAUCAAGCCUUUGGGUAUACGAGCACCGCAGCGUGUACAGUCUGUACUGAGGAUUGUAACCAAUACGGGUGGUGCAUGGAUCCGGAGCAUUACUUUUACUGGAUAGAUGGUCACCCGUCAAAGGAAACUCAUCGGAUUAUGGCUGAUUGGGUUGAGGAAGUGCUGCAGAGUUGUAAAGCGUAGAUGUAGUCUUUGUAGUCUUCGUAAUAUAUUUUAUGACAGACGCA